AUGGCGGGGACUUCCGGAAGGGGUACUGCCAGAAGGCGGUCUUCGGGAGCAUCCCUCGGAUUCUACUUGGGGGUGAUUGCGUUGCUGUUUGGAUUGCUUAAUUUGGCGCUCAAUCUACGCACGACACAGUUUGUGGAACAGGAUAUUUCCGUAGUGGAAGCCAUUCUAAAAGAAAGUCUGUCGGCGUUCACCAGCGCGAAAGUCGCCGACGCAGGCUCUCGCCAAGAGCUACAUCCCGAUCGCCAUCCUUCGUACAAGCUAGCGGGUUUGUCUUGCGAUGCCUAUGGGGGUCCGUCUCCGGAUGUGGCUCAAGAGAUGGUGUAUUGGCGAGACAUUCCAGCCGACAGCAAUCACGUGAGCCCGUUCCAGAAGCCUGCGGUCACAGAAUACCUCACUUUUGAACCCGACCACGGUGGGUUUAACAACAUUCGCAUGGCAAUGGAGACUGUAUUGGCCCUGGCUUUUGCCAUGGGGCGAACUUUGGUGCUGCCACCUGAGAAACGUAUGUAUUUGCUGGACAAGGAUUCCGAAAGGAAUCAUUUUGGAUUCGACCAUUUCUUUCACAUGGAGGCUAUACACAAUGAGCACACCGGAUUGAACAUCAUUACAAUGCAAGAGUAUUUAGAACGCGAAGCCAUGACGGGACACUUUCGGGAUGGUGAUGGUAAUGUGGCAUUUCCACCAAGCAAUCGCACUCAAUGGGACGGGGCGAACCCAGACGAAAUCGAUACGCUAUUCUAUUGGCUGAGAUCGGUUUCGCAAGUCGUUGUAUGGAAUCCAGAAGAAUGCAUGGCAGUUUUCCCCGCUUCAGCAAGCCAUGAAGAUACCCAAGAUCUCAUACGUAUCAAUAGCGAAGUCAAUGCGGAAAAUGUGAAGUGGGAAGACUACGUUGGCAAACCCUUUCCCAUCGACGCUUCCGCCAAGAAUCGUAUGAAAGAAAAUCGCGCCGGACGUCAAGAAAUAUGCUUGUACAACGAAACAUUGCAGGCUGCGCAACGUAUUCACUUUCCGACCGAUCACAGUAUGAGUGCCCGGUUACUCGUCCACUUUUACGCAUUCUUAUUUUUCCAAGACUGGAAACAAGAUCUGUGGAUGAAACGAUUCAUUCGGGACCACGUCCGCUAUAUGGACGAAAUACAGUGCGCAGCAGCUCGCGUUGUGGCGGCGGUUCGACAAAAGGCACGUGCUUACAACAACGCGAACACCGAGGGCUCGUUUAGCAGUUUUCACAUCCGACGGGGGGAUUUUCAAUACAAAAAGACGCGGGUUGAAGCAACAGAGAUCUACGACAUGGCAAAGAGACGCCUUGCCGAGAACGAAACGGUGUAUAUCGCGACUGACGAGCGAAACAUUGGUUUUUUCCAACCGCUUAAAGGCCAUUACAACGUCUUCUUCUUAAGUGACUUUGCCAGCGAGUUGGCGGGUGUUAACACAAAUUAUUACGGGAUGAUCGAUCAAUUGGUGACUAGUCGGGGCUCCAUAUUCUUUGGCUGCUGGUUUAGCACGUUCACCGGCUACAUCAACCGGAUACGGGGUUACCAUGCGGAUCAACAAAAGCUACCAGGUUACGAGCAGGGUAUUGUUAAUUCCUGGUACUACACAUUGCCAGAUCGUUUUGAUCACAUGCAGUCUUUUUACCCCGUGAAGCAAGCCUUUUACGCGCGAGAGUUUCCGUCGAGUUGGCGACUUUUAGAUGAUUGGAUGGAAGAGUUUCACAAAGAAGUAGAUGCGAAACAACGGAAAGAUCAUACUUUUUAG
Messenger RNA from Phaeodactylum tricornutum CCAP 1055/1, 1758 nucleotides. RefSeq lists its product with no specific name. The transcript has 2 exons. NCBI's taxonomy places the organism in Eukaryota, Bacillariophyta, Bacillariophyceae, Surirellales, Neidiaceae. The record is from RefSeq and is a predicted model, not a curated record. Bases 1 to 1758 code for a protein of 585 amino acids.